UCGGUUAGAGAUCUUCUUUCAUUGUCGUUCACCAGUUGGCCACGAGGUCAUUUCUUGCGGGCGUAGAUGGUGUGGCGGCGAGGUCAGCCAACCGUAUCAGAGGAAUCGUUCUAUAUAUUUCCCAGCCGUAGCGGCCAGCUUCGCGAAACUCUUUCGCGAAGUCUAGUGAAUAUUUUAAGACCGACAAGAGUCCGCCGCCGCCGCCGCCGCCGCUGCCGCAUGUAGGAAGAGGAGGCGAGGGCUGAUUCACACUGGUAGCCGUUUCGCACGUAGGAGGAUCAGGGAAACGGCAGUGAGGAUGCUGCUACGAGCCGCGUACGCUGCGUGGACGGCGAACCACCAUCGUCGGGGGAACGGGCCGACCUAGACGAUUAUCGAGGCAGCUUGUUCACCGACCAGCUUUUCGCCGACUGGUCGAGCGCGGAACAAGCUCACCAGCAGCCAUCGAGAAUCAGAGAUAGGGUUAGACGAAGAGGGGGAGAAACGAAGAGUGAAAAGAGUGAGAAAGAGAGGGCCACAUUCCGAGCGGAUCACGGAUGCUUAUAGAAGCGUUGCGUAACGGCGUCAGACGGACGGCGAAAACGCGGCUGCUGGCCCGUCGAGUUUCGACAAGUUCGACGAAAAACCCGCUCGCGUCCUCUUCUGGCAUCGAGGCGGACGUCGAACGGCCGCGGACCGAUACUCGCCCCCAUCUCCGACAGUGUGCUGAUCCUCUCUGCCGUUCGUCGUGCGUCCAAUUUCCUACGCGCCACUGAUCGAACCGAUUAAUCGAACCCCCGCAUCCCCUGAUCCCCCUGAUCCCCCUCCCCUCUCCGCGUUUCAUGACUCCAGUGAACAGUGCGAGUGCGAGUGUCAGGAUCCGGACGAUCGACCUCGGUGAUCAUCGCGGUGGUGAGGCAGAAAGAGGAAGUGAAGAGUAGGGUCAUAGAAGAACGCGUUAGGAGGAGAGAGAGAAAGAGAGUGAGAAAAUAAAAGAGGAAAGAGGUGGCUCGCAGAGGGUUGAAAUUCCCAACGGGUGGAUCGAUCCCGCGUGUCCCAGUGCGUUUCAAGGCCACGCGAACUCCGCUCGACGAUCACCCUUCUCGCGGCUGCGAUCCCCUACGAACGGACAGCAGACUCGAGCCUCGACGUCGUCGUCGUUUCGCAUCUCCGCUCCUCGUAUACCGUCCGAGCAACCGCGACUAAAAUUAACCCGUGUCGAAUCUUAGAGCAUUUCUGAUCUAGUCGAAUGCUUUAGCACCGAAACAUCGUAUUUAUAGAUCGUACACAAACGAUAACAAAGGGAAGAAAAUAGCAAAAAAUAAAAAAGAAUCUUGACAAAUUCGAACCGAACGACGAUGCUCGAGUCUCGACGAUCGUAAAGGUGCGCGGUGUCUCGGUGAACGUGUAAAACGCGCUUUUUGUCACACGGGGUGAACGGUGGUUUUUCUUCGGUGAUCUUGCAGAGAUCCGUUGGUGAAACGCGUGAGGGAAGAAACGUGGAGACGAAUAGGAAGGAUGAUGGAUCAACGUCCAAAGGGACGGUUGUGCGAUCGUUGCUAACCGGCGGGCACGAUAACGUCCACGAUAACGACCAAGACGAAGACGCCGACGACGACGACAACGACGACAACGACAACGACGACGACUACCACGAACACGAGGAAGAAGAAGAAAAGGACGAAGAUUAGGAGACACGUGGUGGGGAAAGAACGAGAGGUAGAAGGAGGUGGUGGAUGAAAAGAAGGAGGUGGAAGAGACGAGAGGCGGUGAGAAGAGAUGCAGCAACAGCCACAGUCUGGCCAACAGUCCGGGGCACCGAACGGGGUGGCAGGUGGUGCCCAAUUGCCUCAAACAGGUGGCAUCGGCUCGGCCCAACCUGGAGCGACAGGUACCACCACGACGGUGUCCAAUCGUGCCCAGGUUAACGGCGGCAGAUUCGAUUUCGACGAUGGUGGCACCUACUGCGGCGGUUGGGAAGACGGAAAGGCGCACGGACACGGCGUUUGCACCGGACCCAAGGGCCAAGGUGCCUACUCCGGUAGCUGGCACUAUGGAUUCGAGGUCUCCGGUGUCUACACCUGGCCUAGUGGGUCUGCGUACGAGGGCCAAUGGCAGAAUGGAAAACGACACGGGCUGGGCAUGGAAACCCGUGGUCGCUGGAUUUACCGUGGCGAAUGGACUCAGGGAUUCAAGGGUCGAUACGGUGUCAGACAAUCGACCACGUCCACGGCGAGGUACGAGGGCACGUGGGCGAGCGGCCUUCAGGAUGGAUACGGUUCGGAGACCUAUGCGGACAGUGGGACGUACCAGGGACAAUGGUGCCGUGGAAUGAGACACGGUUACGGGGUCAGGGCAAGUGCACCGUUCGGUUUGGCCAGCCAUUACAAGCCAUCGAAGCAAGUCAGGGCGUCCUUAACGUCGUUGAGGAGCGCGGAUGGCGGGGGUGCAGCUGCGCCGACACCGGAACCAACAGACAGGAGGGAUCGUCGCGUCGACGACAGCAGGGGUGGUUUUGUUUUGAAAGCUAGGAGCGACGAUCCUCCCGCGCGCAGAAAGAGUCUCACCGAGAAGUCUUUGAAGAAAGGCAUCCUUUCAGGUCUGAAGAUUCGGAAACAGAGGAGUACCGGUGACCUGGAGAAACGUGGCACUACCGGUGGCGGAAGUAUUAGAAGCAACGCCAGCUCGGCUUCCUGGAUGUCGACGGAGAGCUCGCAAAGCCAAGCCUCGGCGUCUGUUCACACGGACAGCAACGCGUCUUUUGUCAUCGAGGACGAGCAAAUGGACGCGUCAGUAACGGAGACGUACCUUGGCGAGUGGAAGAACGACAAGAGGACAGGUUUCGGUAUCUCGGAACGAAGCGACGGGCUGCGAUACGAGGGCGAGUGGUUCAACAAUCGAAAGUACGGUUACGGUGUGACCAAGUUUCGCGACGGCACCAAAGAGGAAGGCAAAUACAAGAACAACGUGCUGAUCACCAGCCAGAAAAAGAAGCACCUGUUUCUAAUCAGAUCGGCGAAGUUUCGCGAGAGGAUAGAGGCGGCGGUAAGCGCGGCUCAAAGGGCCAGUAAGAUCGCUCUUCAGAAAGCGGAUAUCGCGAUCUCGAGAACGGCUACAGCUCGAGGAAGAGCCGAGUUGGCGGACAUCGCGGCGGAGCACGCGAGAGAGGACUCGGAGCUGGCCCAACAGACGGCGAAGCAAUUCGCUCCGGACUUUCGGCAGCCUGGCCUGGAACGGUUGCGGAACAGGGAGAUACCCAAGUACGUGCCACCGCCCCAGGACACCGUGCCAGGAAAGAGUAUCCUUCAUAAAACGGGCAGCGUAGAUCAGCCAGGUAGCACGCCCAUGAAGAGUUCCGCCUCGGCUGCGGAAGCCACGUCUACGACUACCACCUCGGCCACCUCCACCGCCAGUAACGUGAUGCAAUCCAUCAGGAGAGCGAGCAUGAAACCGCAGACGUCCAAUCAGCUGCCGCAGAAUCAGUUGCCACAAAAUCAACUGACUCAGAACGAAAUACCUAAUCAGGUGACCCCUGCUCAGUUGGUCAAUCAGCUGCCCAUGAGUCAGUUGAACCAGACCACCAUGGGUGCUCAGAAUCCCUACCAGACACAGUAUCCUCAGUCGAUGGCUCAGAAUCCUGUUCAACAGUAUCCUAACAGUAUACCGAAUCAGUAUCAGCAAGCGAGCCAAUUCCAAACCGGUCAGUACGCUCCUCAGAAUCAGUAUCCUGGCCAAAGUAGCCCGUACAAUCAGCCGCCGUAUCAAGCUAUCAACCCGCCACAGGUUGAUCAGUACUUGUAUCAACAGCAACAGCCACUAGGGCCACAGGGCUAUCAGAACGUGCAGGCUUAUGCUAAUCAACAGACAACAGUACCGAAUCAAUAUGGGCCAGGUCAGAUGAAUCAAUACAAUUCUCAGCAGCUGUAUGGACAGCAACAACAACCACCGCCUCCGCAACAUCAACAGACGCAAAUUCAACAACAAUAUCAACCCGACGGUGUCGCAGAUGCGCAACGACCACCGAGUUCCACGAGUAUACGAAGAAACAGCAGGGUUCUUAGUCCCCAGGAUCGACCGGGCACCAUCGGGCAAACGUUAAACGACAGGCUAGAUCAUUACAAGAGGCCGCCCAGUCGUGAUAGUUCGGUAGAUCGUUACGCUAGAGCGCAUUCCCGGUUGACUGGAUCGAGACAGCCAUCCAUUGAUAAAACCGUCACGAACCCACCCCAGGACAUCCUCGACAGGUCAACGAGAGCACCAAGCGCGAUGCGAUCAGGUACACCGUUGAAUGGAUCGGUGGUUGGAAGUGGUACAGCGACGCCGACGUACGCCGCCUCGACUUCCAGUCAAUUCGAAGGGGCGCUUCUGAAGAAUCGUAACCUUGGACAAGACAUUUUGCCGAGUCAAGGUCAGCCUAAACGUACGGAAAGCCUGUACGUAACACCGGGACGAGGACCGACCGUAUCCGGUGGCGCAAGUGGUGGCGGGAGCGGCGUAUCGAAGGCGAUGCCCACGCCGUCGGUGUCCCUUCAACGGAAGAAAUCGUUACCGGAUGUGGCUCAGCCGAUCCUGCUGACUGCGACGGCACCCUUGUCCAGGGAGGAAGUGAGCGUGUUGAGCAGCAUGAGAAGGGAAGAAAUUCGUAGACAGAUCGACGAGAGCGAAAGGCUCAGGGCCAAUCCUCUGCUCUACUUGGUCAGUCCUCAGGUUAAAGACUGGUUCUCGAGGCAGCAGCUAGUGAUGCUGGUGCUCUUCAUCAACAUAUCCUUAGCCCUGAUGUUCUUCAAACUGCUGACGUAGCAGCCAGCCGACGAUUGGGUUCACGGACUCGUAUUGGACGUGACCUGAGACCCGGGGGCGUCGCGACGCCCCGAGUCGUCACCGAUAACCGACGUUCAACCGACGCGAGAGCGACAAAGAAACAUAGAGGGGACGACCGAGUACCCCUCGAAGGCGAAAUCAUUGAACAGAAAGAGAAAGAAAAGGAAGCAUAUAAGGAAAAAGAAGAAAAAGAACCGCUGAAAACGGCUUUCGAGCAAUUUCACUCGGUCCCACGUUAAGCUUGGACAAGGACACGCUGGGCGAGGACCUCGACAUUUCACGUGGGACGAGAAGACGAAGAACAAAGAUAGGGAAUCGUUUCGACCAACUUCCGGGCACUUUUUUAAAACGGACGAACGAUUGUCCGAAAUAUCCUUCCGGUAGUAAUUUUGUCGACGAUGCGAGGGUUCGAUUUGCUGGGACUUCCGUCGAGGAAGAUAAAGGAUCGGCUGAAUAAAUUUUUUUUUUUUUUUUUUUUUCGUCUGAAACACAGGGGUACCGACCACAAGACGCGGUCAUCCUGUAUCGUACCUAUUUUUACACCGAGUAUUUUAAUAAUAAUAAUAAUAAUCGACGAUGAUGAUGAUAUAUUUGUACGAGCUGAUCGCGUCGUUGAUCACGAGCGAUCCAGCUCAAAAAACACGCUGCGCACACAGAAAAAAAGAAAAUAACAUUUUCUCUAUACACAUUUUCCUGUUCUUAAUCGACGAUCGGCUCGAGCGCGGACACCGGAAGUCGGCAGGAUUUUUAUACACGAUGAUAGAACGGCUAGAGUGAAUCGUUUGUCAAACGGAGCACACGGUAUACAUAUAUGUAUUUUUCAAACGGUUGUUGUUCUUACUUUUCUGUCGCUCGAAAAUGAAAAUCGAGACAGGCUCGCGUGAGAAAUGCCAGCCGAGGAUAAUCGAAGAUGGCGUUGAAUUUCCGAUUUCUAAUUAGAAUUGUUACACGAUUUCUACGAGUUUUUGAGAAUCGACGGAGGGGAAACGUACGUGAGAUUUACGUUGUCGCGUGAUUCAAGUUACGAUAUAUUCAAGUGUUAUCGAUCGUGUACGUGUAUGAGUGUUACGUGGAUAUACAUAUAUAUACAUGUAUGUAUACGUAUUAAUUGUAAUCGCUUCGUUUACGAAGUUGUUUUCUUUCGUGUAACCAUAUGCCUUCCACGCGAAAUUGUACAUAGCAACGACACAUUAUCUCCUCCGAUUUUUAUAUAUGCACACGUGGAAAUUUCUCUUCGAAUCGUGGCGACGAACACCGCGAUACAUGUAAUAUAGUAUACGUUGUUUAACCGUGAUUGCGAACUUGUUGUAUCGUUCGGAAAUUGGAGAAAAAUAAUCCGAACGAUUGUAUUUUGGAAGAAUGAAAGAAAGAGAAACGUUCUUUUUUGAUAUUGUCGCGAGGAUCAGAUAGAAUUUAAUCGCGAAUUAACACAAGUUUUUACAAUGAAAAUCCGCUUGUGUACAGAUUUUCAGCCGCGUCAGGCGGUGAGUUUUUGAAGAGAGAAUGAAAUUUUGACGGAAAUUUCGACGUGCGAAUUUUUAUUCGAACUCCCUGCGCUCGAGCGAUCGCAUUUUUUCUAGCCUCAGGCAUAGCUUGUAUAUCUCUAGAUGAAUUUGUAAAUAAAAGAAAAAGAGAGCGUAUAGAUCGCGAUCGUCGCAAGUUAAUCGAAGUCAGGCCUGAGCAAUUCGUGUUCAUAGAGCAAUUAUCUGAGAAAAUAAAUGGGUAAUGACCACUCGGGUGGUGGAAAAUUGAAUUCUUUAUCGCGACAAAGUUAUAAGAGAAAGUUUAGGUUUAUGCCCUUAGGGCACAAAUUGCCCAGGCUUGGUCUGAAUCGAAACGCGCUUGGCCCCUUCGAUGCUUGACUAUUUUUCCAAACCAAAAAUCUACUCUCUAUUUUCAUCCUCCGCUACGAUACAUAUACAUAUUUUCCUCUUUGUACCUAACUUUAGCGGUUUCACAAAGCAGCUCUAAGUUAAUUUGCUCGGAGCGUUAGGAUGAAAAUAGAAGUAUUUGUACCGUGCAUUAUUUGUACGAAUCUAAAGAUGAUUCUCGUAUAAUAUUGUCUUCGUCUCGACAAAAUUUUCAUCGAUACUAUGAGGAACAAGGAACUAGGGUCGAGACGAGGGAUUGAAAUAGGGGCGACAAGUAUCUUGUAUCUUAGGAACGAAGUUAUGAAAAUUAUGAACUGAUCGAAAAUGUUUUUUGUUACGAAGAUCGUUCGUGUAUAAAUAUAAUUCAAGCUACUUUUCGAAGGCGUGAUCGUUGUCACGGAAACAUCUAUUGUGUAUAUAUAUAUAUAUAUAUAUAUAUUGCAAUUACGUGUAUGAAUCGAUGAAUUGGUAUCGAAGAGAACAACUCGAAAAUUUGAUAACGUAUCUGAAAGGUAGAGAGCGUGUGAGCAAAUGAUAAGAGAGUGAGAGUGAAAGUUGUUCGAGACUUUUGGAAGAAAGGAAGAAAGAAAGAAAGAAAUUUAUUAUUGGAGACGAAUCCAAUAUGUAUCGAAUGCGUUCUUCAUUACACUCAUUAUUGCGCCGUGAGAAAGAGAGAGAGAGAAAAAAAAAGAAGCCAUAUCACACGAAUCAAAGGGACAAAUUUCUAAUAUUGUAUAGAAAUGAACAGGUGUAUCGAGGACGAAAGGAUAAUCUGUUUCGCUAUUCGAUUGUUGAUCGUAUUAUAUCACGAAGAAAUCCACGGUAAAGGAUCGUAUUGUAUAUUUUACUUGUUAUCUCUUUGACUAUUAUCGACAGUUAGCAUAUCUCGUUAUUAUUGUAUAUUAUUAUUAUUACUAUCAUUAUGGUUAUUACUAUUAUCGCUAAUUAUUCAUUAUUGCCAAUUUAUUAUUGAUCGCGAUUAUCGCCAUCUCAUGAUCACCUUUAAUUAAUUAUUAUUCUAUCGACGGCUCGAUACGAGCCAAACCCUGGCGUAAGAGGAAUUUUGUUACCUUACGAUUAUAUGAAAUCGUGACGAAGAAAAGAAAAAAAAAAAAAUUAAGAAACGAAGGUAAAAAUCGAUUCACAUGGGGCCCACUGUCGUUGUUUAUUUGCGAGAGAACAGUGCAUUCAAUAAAACUUCUGUAUCAUAAACGACAA
Molecule: messenger RNA, 7889 nt
Organism: Osmia bicornis bicornis
Lineage: Eukaryota; Metazoa; Arthropoda; Insecta; Hymenoptera; Megachilidae
Product: junctophilin-1
Exons: 10
Coding region: 1759-4779 (1006 amino acids)
Cellular component (GO): junctional membrane complex; endoplasmic reticulum membrane; plasma membrane
Source: RefSeq, a predicted model, not a curated record